UGCACGAUGUGGGCAUGACUCAGCUGCAGCUUUGAUGUUCUUGAAUUUGAAAAGUGAACUUGCAAUGAUAUUACAGCGUAAUGAACAAGCAUGGACGAGAAAUGCAUCACUAUUUGAAGCUAGGUAAGAUGCUGGUCUCCUUAGAUCUCUGCAUCCUCAAUCAAGAGAGAAACGAUAGCUGGUUUCAAGAGAGACACCGACAGGAAACAAUUGCUUUAUUGCAAGAUGUAAUCGCUGAAAGGAUCCGCCAGUUCUACGCCAAGAAACGAGCAGCGCGGGCACGCAGGGAUGACAAAGAAAAAGUUCUUAAAGCAGAACCUUCAAAGAUGCUGCAGGGUAAUACAGUGAAGAUUGGCUACAAGUUUACCAAGAGGCCUGUCACACAACGAUGCCUUUUUAUGAAGGCAAAAUUCGAGCACAUCACUCUAUUCCCUGAGACGUUGCACGUCUACGUCUGUGAGUACCACCCCUCCACCGUGCUUCAGACCACCGCCCAGCUACUUCACACCAUGUACAGGGAGACCGACCCAAACCCAGUGGGCGUCAGCAACUACUUUCAGUCAGCGACCAAUCCUGACACGGAGAGCAUCACCAAGGCAACAGUAUCUGCUCAAAAGAAGAGGAAUAAACUGAAGAGAAUUGUCAAACGGCAGGAUCGUGCAGUGCAAGCACAGACAGAGCCAGACUCCACAGAGAGUGGCUAUGACACUCCUGAUGGGAUAUCUGCAAAACUGGUGUCUCAUCAGGACAAAGCUGGAGCCACAGGAGGAGAUGCCCAAAGCAGUCAAGACUUUCAAGCCGGUUUCAUAAAUGGACAAGCUGAAGGGAAAUCUAGUGUUGACUCCAAGAGUGACACUGCAUUGGGACAAAUCAUCAAAAACCAUGAGGCUUUGAGACUCGGGGGACGUUCAAAAUUGGCGACAGGGAUUGCUGGCAUCCCGGAACAACCCAAGAAAAGGAAGCGGAACAGAGAUUGGGCCCAGGAAGAGAUUUCAGCCACGUCAGCUCACACCAGUGCAUCCGUUUCAGACGGAGAAACCCGGGAACCAGUGAAGAGACAGAGAGCCAGUGAUACCAAUGGAGAAGCAGAGACUGUGCGCAGCAGAGGCGGCAAGCUUGACCCAAGAACCGGAAAGCAGACACUCGGUGCAGUUGCCAGCGAUGUGGUUGCUAGGGCUAAUGAUGUUGAGAUGGCAGCUGUUGCUGAUGAGAUAGUGGACCUGUGCGCAGAGGAGGUAUAUUCAGAUGGAGAUGUAGAUUGUCUGGAGAACAUCACGCAAGAUGUUGAAGGUAUGAGUAAACUCAGCUCCCUUCAUCUGCAGAGACUUGUGAGCAGGAACAAGAGGUACCUCAAGGAAAUCUUUGUCGGAAAGAGGCCUUGCAAGAGGCAUGCUGAUUACAAGCAAGGUGGGUCAACACGAGCCAAUUUGGCCUACGAGGCUUGGUAUGGCCCGUACUCUGAGGAGCAAGUGGACUGCGUCAUGAGUGAGUUAGUCACAAUCUACUGCGCUAGUCACAACAAGUAUUUUGACUACGUCAGCAAGGUGCUGUUACCCGAAGCCUUGACCAAGAUCUGUAUGGAUGUGCUUCACACCUCGCUUGAGGAGGCCCAGGGCGUGCUAGAGAAGACUCCCCUGUGUGGGGACGCUACCAUGCUCGGGAGUCACUACCGAGGGGGUGUGGCAAAUCACGCCCUCUAGUGUUGAGAUACAGUGACCAGGGCCAGAAUCAGCCAGCAGUGAAUUCCCAUUGCCUCCGGGCGCAAGUACCCCCUUGACCACUUCGCGCUGGGAUUAUUUUUGCUAAAAAUUUAUAUUUUCGCAAAGGCAAAAUUUUUCAGCCAACUAACUUCUGAUACACAGCCAAACACCACAAAUACAUGAAGAGUUCAUGUGCAUAUUUCCAUUUUUCACCUUUUGAAAAAAUCUGCUUUAAAACAACACAAAGCCCAUUAUUUGUGCACAAAUGUGGACUGCCCAUCACAUCAUAUCUUGAGAACUCUUGACAAUUUUUAUUUGCAAAAAAUGUAAAUUGUUCAGGAAAAAAUAUUAAUCUGGUGGAUGGAUUUUCUCCAUUUUCGUAAAAUGGGCUCCGUGCGCCAAAAGCGAGGGCACGUUUUUACUUCUUUUGAGAGCUCCAUGGACGAGACACACAGCCUGCGUGUACUGUACUGUACUGGUUCGCGCGCGAAGUAGGCACGACUUUCUGAAUGAGCAAUUACAGCCACCGCGUCUUCACACGAGCGUCAGGCGUUCGUCG
Molecule: messenger RNA, 2259 nt
Organism: Patiria miniata (bat star)
Lineage: Eukaryota; Metazoa; Echinodermata; Asteroidea; Valvatida; Asterinidae
Exons: 10
Coding region: 81-1700 (539 amino acids)
Source: RefSeq, a predicted model, not a curated record